CUUGCUGGGUGGUGGUGUUGGACAAAUGCGAAGGAAGAUGACUGCUGAGUUACUGGAGCGCGAGAUCGGCGGCCUUCCCCACGUCCACUUAAAGAAAUCCUGAGCUAUGACCAUGGCCGAUGGUAUGCGCGCGCAGCUCUCGAAGCUCUCCACUCCACGCAGGCUAUCGCACACCAAGACACAUCGCUCCACACUACCCCGACCACUAUACCGACAAUACUACCGGCAAGCUUGUAGUAGCCAAACGCUUUCUUAGCUUUCAUCAUGGCCGACCCAUUCGAGGUCCGCCAACGCUUUACAACGCUACUCUCUCACCUCAGCGCAUCGCAUACCUCCCUCCAAAAAGCCGCGUUCUACGCGCUCAAGAAUCGCGAACUGGACGAAGACCUUCAUUCCUGCAUUCUCGAACAGCUCGAACGCACCAAUAUGAACACGCGCGCAAACAUCAUGUUCUUCAUCGAAUGCCUCUGCGAAUACGCCGUAAAAGACAACAACUCAGGAGAUCCCAGCGCAAUGGGCUACGUCCGCAUGCUGCAAAGAGACAUCUUAGCGGUUGUCGAAUGCGUAGUGGGUGAAGAAGGAGCAAACAUCCGCGUUGUGCGCAAAGUCCUGAAGACCCUCGAGAACCUCUCCAUCCUGUUGAAGGAAACUGUUCAAGAACUUGAAGCUGUUCUAAAGUCCAGAGAGGUUGCACAUCCAUUUAUGGCAACCGAUUCCUCCAAUCCCAAAGAUGGCUCCACAACACUACCAAGUCGGAGUGGUGGGCAGAGGAUGGAUAAACGGCAGAUUGAACAGAGAAUUGAGGAGGAUAGAGAGAGACAUAAGAGGAUGCGGGAGAGUAUUUGGGCGGUGCCUGGAGAUGGGUAUGAGGAGUUGGAGAAGCUGUGGGAAGAGGCUAGCGACAUCAACGAGGAUGACUAUGUCACGGCAAGGGAAGAUGCGGAGGAGAGGAGGAAGGUCAUUGCUUUUGGGUAGGACCCUAGCAAAGACUGGGAGAGCAUUGAAGCUUGGCAGAAGGCCAAGGCUGCCGCGGAGGCUUCUGCGGGGUCUCUAAUUACUGCAAGACAAGAGGACUCAGGGAAUGAUGCAGACAGCGAGAGUUCGAAGAUGCUGUCAUUUGGAAAUGGCUCCUAGAACAGUAUGCGGAAGGAAGUUCAUCCGGAUUCCUGGCGUUCAUCGGAUCCAUAAAGGUAUUGUCACAGCAUGAGCUAGGCGUUAGGGCAGAGAUACCACGGGCUUGUCUUAUGACGCCCACAUUGUUAUUGGAGUUUUGAGUAUACUGAAUACAUCCAUGAUCAUUCCAAACAUAUCUGUACACGCCCAUGUGCAAUGCUAUGAUACAGUGUCCGUCUCUUCCUCGCUUCUGCACCGUCCCCUACUCCAUAACAACCGUAGCACCCAGCGCCUUGAGGGUCUCAAC
Molecule: messenger RNA, 1420 nt
Organism: Alternaria alternata
Lineage: Eukaryota; Fungi; Ascomycota; Dothideomycetes; Pleosporales; Pleosporaceae
Exons: 1
Coding region: 265-975 (236 amino acids)
Biological process (GO): positive regulation of DNA-templated transcription, elongation; positive regulation of transcription by RNA polymerase I
Cellular component (GO): CTDK-1 complex
Source: RefSeq, a predicted model, not a curated record